Sphaeroforma arctica JP610 is the source of this 156-nucleotide messenger RNA. RefSeq lists its product as hypothetical. The annotation marks the transcript as partial. NCBI's taxonomy places the organism in Eukaryota, Ichthyosporea, Ichthyophonida. The transcript has a single exon. The record is from RefSeq and is a predicted model, not a curated record.
GUGGCAGACGAGUUCGGAUCCUUUGUGACAGGUUUGAUGUUAGCCAAUAACGAGGACGAGUUAGCACUCAACAGCCAAUCGAAUCUCAAAGAAAGACUCAUGGUCCAAUCUCUUGCUGCCGCUGAGCAUCAGUUCCACGACUUCAUUGUAUGUUAA